Molecule: messenger RNA, 902 nt
Organism: Cryptococcus deneoformans JEC21
Lineage: Eukaryota; Fungi; Basidiomycota; Tremellomycetes; Tremellales; Cryptococcaceae
Exons: 1
Coding region: 241-645 (134 amino acids)
Source: RefSeq, a predicted model, not a curated record
CCAUUGAUUAUUUUGGAAAUCGGGAUUGUCACUGUCGGCCUUUGUCUUUUCGGUGUCGUUGCCGGUCUCAUCCAGAAAUAUACGCACCGGUACAAGUACCUUCCAAGUCUCUGGUCUUUGCUUGCGUAUUCUGGGUCAAUCCUUGGUUUACUGUCAAACCCGCGGUCAUUUCACUUAAAUUGUUCCUCAACAUUAGCCUUCGAACGAAUACCUGACUCAUGAUCAUCUAGUGAUGCCUAUAUGGUGAAGGGCCCUGUCCUCAUCAGUUGCGGCGGCGCGUUCUCAGUAUUGUCGGUAGUCAAAUCGCUACUCAAGCUUCUGUUCCCCAUGCAAACAUGGCCCUCGCCAUGGCUCUUUUGGCUCUAUGGACUCGUAUCGGUGGUGCUAUCGGCUCUGUUAUCUCCCGCUGCGAUUUGGACCGACCAACUUCCCAAGCAUCUCCAAGCCAACCUUGGGCAGUACAUGAACAGCACCCAGCUCGCUACCAUCUAUGGCUCUAUCGCCAAGGCGCGAGCUGUGACUGAGCACCGUGACCUGGUGAUCAAAAGCUACCUCGAUACCGCCUGGUAUCUCGAAGUCCCUACUCUUUGCUUGUGUUGUUCCUCUCGCUGCUGGUCUUUUGACUUCCAACUUCUGGCUUGGUGACUCCCAUAACGCCAUUGAGGUCGUGAAGAAGAUUGUGAUCAGGUCCGAAGAGGAGACUCGUGAGGAAGUCUUCAGCGAAAAGGUCAAGGCGACAGAAGAGAGAAUCAGGAUGGAGGUUGGGAGGCUCUAAAUGCAAAGAAGAAUGUUCAGUUUACUGUAAACUAUUGGCAUAAUCAGGUUGAGGUUUGGGGUUAUAUUAUUUCUUUCCAUAAUAGACUUCAGCGCCAAAUAUGGAAUCGUUUGGCAGUCGUCAGAGG